GCAGCCUCUUUUGCAAGCUUUUUGAUGCAUUGGGUCGGCUAGUAAUGGGAGGUAUAUAAUAAUAUCUAACAACACGAAAGCAUCCAGUUGCAUCCUUUCAGUAACAACCGGGUCACGCGCGAGAAGGACGACGGCAGACAUUGGCAGCUUGCGACGCCUGACCUCUACCCAGUCUAAACAUGUUACUUUUAUGCAAGCGUCUCUAGCCAUCCUCCGCCUGCAAUCGCCGCAGUUGGAGGAGCGCGGGACGAGUCGUCACUUAUCAUUUACGCCCGAGCGAAUGGCCUCAAGCAUCGCAUCAGCCGCAUCAAGACGCGCGUGCAGCUGUUAACCUAAUAUAAAGCUAUGUUGCCAAGGUCAAAGCAGUUACGCGCCUCGGACCCACAUGACGCUCUUGCGCAAAAGCGAGCUCGCGCGAACCCUACCCCAGACGACGAUGACGACGCGGCAGAUGCGGAAUGGGACGAAGAGCCGACAAUUGACAAGUUAGAGGCGGGGGAGCACUAUCUGGUGGACUUGCAAGGCGAGCCUUACCCCACUGGAGUAGUUCAGCUGCUCAGCAAGGACCUCGCCAAGGACCCGGACCAGCCACACUUGCGGUCAAAAAGGGAGGACGCUGUGCUGAAGUGUCAAUGGUACCUGCGGAUUGGCGACACGGCACUUGGCCAGGCGCAUGUCCGGGAGGCGCAGCGGGACACCAACCGUGAUGCUGGCGGCUGCAGGACCACCGUGAGGGACGCGCCGCCUGGUGCGGAGCAGCCAGUCAACCUGCUGUGGCUGUGCAGGGACAACUGUUGGGGCUCGCUGAAGCGCUCGCAUAUCAUCCGCCGUGUGGAGGUCCGCAGGCUUCGUCCCGGUGACCCAGUCCCCCCGGUUGAGAAGGACGUGUACUACGUGCAGCAGUCGUACAGCAAACGCUUUAAGG
Messenger RNA from Astrephomene gubernaculifera, 925 nucleotides. Lineage: Eukaryota; Viridiplantae; Chlorophyta; Chlorophyceae; Chlamydomonadales; Astrephomenaceae. The record is from the annotation of a GenBank genome assembly.